Erigeron canadensis is the source of this 1130-nucleotide messenger RNA. RefSeq names its product photosystem I assembly protein Ycf4. The transcript has a single exon. Gene Ontology annotation, biological process: photosynthesis. Gene Ontology annotation, cellular component: thylakoid; photosystem I; membrane. The coding region runs from base 493 to 1125 and encodes 210 amino acids. The record is from RefSeq and is a predicted model, not a curated record. Lineage: Eukaryota; Viridiplantae; Streptophyta; Magnoliopsida; Asterales; Asteraceae.
UAAUAAGAAUAAGAUAUCUUUCUUUAUAUUAUAAAUAAAUAUAAAAUCUAAAUAAAAAUAACAGGUACAAAUAGUAAAUCGAGGUACCCAUUCUAUGACAACUCUUAAUUUUCCCUCUGUUUUGGUCCCUUUAGUAGGCCUAGUAUUUCCGGCAAUCGCAAUGGCUUCUUUAUUUCUUCAUGUUCAAAAAAACAAGAUUGUUUAGAGCCGAGGGCGCAAAAUAUUAUCUUUUUUUUUUUCAAAACUGACGCUUGUAUCAUAACACAGAUAUCCAUUUAGCUAAAUAUGGUAUAAGAGGCUUCCGUCGAAAUCUCCCCAAAAUGCUAUUAACUAGUUUCAAAUAGACCCGAAUCGACAAAUAGCUGAUAAAGCUGGUCUAUCUAUAUACAUGUGGCUAUCUUUAGUGAGUCAUACGAAGGGUGUGUUAUUAGUUUAGAUCUAACCAAUUUAAUGAAUUACUCCUAAAGGUUCACAUCAAACUAGUGCUAGUUGAUGCGAGUUACUUCGGAAAUAAACGGCAAAUUCAUUUGGGGUAUUCUCUCAAUUCCAAAAAAAGCAACCGGAUCAAGUAUGAGUUGUCGAUCAGAACAUAUAUGGAUAGAACCUAUAAUGGGGGCUCGAAAAACAAGUAAUUUCUGCUGGGCUGUUAUCCUUUUUUUAGGUUCAUUAGGAUUCUUGUUGGUUGGAACCUCGAGUUAUCUUGGUAGAAAUUUGAUAUCUUUAUUUCCGUCUCAGCAAAUAGUUUUUUUUCCACAAGGGAUUGUGAUGUCUUUCUAUGGGAUCGCGGGUCUUUUUAUUAGCUCCUAUUUGUGGUGCACAAUUUCGUGGAAUGUAGGUAGUGGUUAUGAUCGAUUUGAUAGAAAAGACGGAAUAGUGUGUAUCUUUCGUUGGGGAUUCCCUGGAAAAAAUCGUCGGGUCUUCCUCCGAUUUCUUAUAAAAGAUAUUCAGUCCGUCAGAAUAGAAGUUAAAGAGGGUAUUUAUGCUCGUCGUGUCCUUUAUAUGGAUAUCAGAGGCCAGGGAGCCAUUCCAUUGACUCGUACUGAUGAGAAUUUUACUCCACGGGAAAUGGAACAAAAAGCUGCUGAAUUGGCUUAUUUCUUGCGUGUACCUAUUGAAGUAUUUUAAGAAAU